Molecule: messenger RNA, 2612 nt
Organism: Aspergillus ochraceoroseus IBT 24754
Lineage: Eukaryota; Fungi; Ascomycota; Eurotiomycetes; Eurotiales; Aspergillaceae
Product: ubiquitin ligase complex subunit HRD3
Exons: 4
Coding region: 105-2612 (835 amino acids)
Biological process (GO): ERAD pathway
Cellular component (GO): endoplasmic reticulum membrane
Molecular function (GO): protein binding
Source: RefSeq, a predicted model, not a curated record
CGGGUUGGCCAUAUACGUCCUCCUAAAGUCGCUAUUUUAUCGAGAAAGGACGGAUUCGCCAUGCGUCUCUUCUUGUUGAUUCCUACCAAUUUCUCCCAGGCAACAUGAAGACUCCUUGGAUAUGGCGUUUCCUGCCCUUGGUGUUUCUACUCUUGCAGGCGCUUGCAGUUGAACUCAAGGGCCCUUCUGAUGAUGAAUCCCCACCGACAGAUGUCGCUCACGAAUCACUUCAGUCGUCUGAUGGACCGACUGCAUCGAAUCCUCCAAAUAAACACGUUGACACUGCCCUGAAGAUUCUUCAUGAUCCCAAGAUUGCAAUAAUUUCGUCCCCAGAAAAGCCAUCAGGCCUGAUUGGCUACACCUGGCAUUAUGCACAGGAAACCUUUCGGAUAUUGUUCAUGAACGGACCGCCCUCGGAUAAAGCUAUGCGGAAGAAGGUCCAUCCAACUAUUUUCAAGGCUGUGGAGGAGCUUAAGGUUGCAGCGCUAGAGGACCAUGACCCAGACGCGAUGUUUCUGCUGGCAGAGAUGAACUUCUACGGCAACUUUACGCAUCCCCAAAAUUUCCAACGGGCGUUGCAUUGGUAUCAGGCUUUGGCGUCUUUGGAUGGAAAUAGUACGGCACAGUAUAUGCUUGGAUUUAUGUAUGCUACGGGAAUUGGGGGUGCGGUUGAACGCGACCAAGCCAAGAGUUUGCUAUAUCACACUUUUGCAGCUGAAGCGGGAAACACGAGAUCGGAAAUGACCCUUGCGUAUCGGCAUCAUGCUGGUAUUGGAACUGCCAGAAAUUGCGACCAAGCUACACACUACUACAAGAAAGUAGCAGACAAGGCUAUUCAGUAUUACCGAUCGGGACCUCCUGGCGGUCAUAGCAUGAUCCGCGAAUCAUACCGUUGGGCUGAUGAAGAGGGUGGCGUGUAUGGUGAGGGUGCCAGUGUUUCUAGCUCUGGACCCAACGCUCUUCGUGAUGGAACGGGAUCUAGUACUGAGGCCAGCCUGGAGGAUAUUUUGGAGUACUUGGAUCUCAUGUCUCGGAAGGGUGAGCUGAAGGCUACCUUUAGCCUGGGCAAGAUGCACUACGAGGGCACAAGGGGCCUUCCCAAGAACUACAAAAAGGCGAUGAUAUAUUUUAGGAAGGUUACAAAACGAUACUGGAAUACAGAUGGAUCGGUAAAUCCCAACCACCCUCUUGGGAUCGAGAAGCUGGCGUCAAAGGCAGCAGGUCACGUUGGAUUGAUGCAUAUGCGGGGUGAAGGCGUGGAACAAAACUUCGAUAUUGCACAUUCUUGGUUCAAGCGCGGGUUGACCAACGGCGAUGCGCUCUGCCAACACCAAAUUGGACUGAUGUAUCUCCAUGGGUACGGGGUACAAGAAGAUGCAUUUAAGGCCUCGUCCUACUUCAAGUCUGCGGCUGAUCAGGAUUAUCCUGCAUCCGAAACCCGACUGGGUGCGUUGUUCCUUGAUCAGGGAGACGUUACUACAGCCACAAAAUAUUUCGAGUUAGCUGCACGUUGGGGAUCUAUGGAGGCCUUCUAUUACCUGGCAGAACUAGCUAACAACGGCGUUGGGCGGCAGAGACACUGCGGACUGGCUGCGUCGUAUUACAAGAUGGUUGCUGAGAAAGCGGAAGCCGUUCAUUCAUCGGUCCUGGAGGCUAAUAUUGCGUAUGAGAAUGGCGACAAAGAGGAGGCCCUGAUUCCAGUGCUCAUGGCCGCAGAACAGGGCUAUGAACAUGCCCAGGCCAAUGUCGCAUUCAUUCUCGACGAACAGCGCUCUUUGGUAUCAUUGGACAAGGUUAUUCCUGGACUCAAGAAACCGCGGGCUCCUCUACUACGAAAUGCGGCGCUGGCUCUUAUCUAUUGGACUCGCUCGGCCAAGCAGGCGAAUAUCGACUCUUUAGUUAAGAUGGGUGACUAUUAUCUGAGCGGAAUUGGUAUCGAUGCGGAUGCAGACAAGGCCUCAACUUGCUAUCAUACCGCCGCCGAAGUUCAUUACAGUGCGCAGGCGUAUUGGAAUCUCGGCUGGAUGCAUGAGAACGGAGUUGCCGUUGAACAGGAUUUCCACAUGGCUAAAAGAUACUAUGAUCUCGCGCUUGAGACAAGUACCGAGGCGUAUUUGCCUGUUAAAUUAAGCCUGCUGAAAUUGCGGAUGAGGAGUGCUUGGAAUAGGUUCACAAAUGGGGAUAUUAAUUCUAUCCAGGAAGAUGAUGAACCGAAACCUCGCCGCACGUUCAAAGAGUGGGUUGCUGCGUUUAUCGAGAACGACGAGGAGGAAGAGGCAAAUUAUCGGGCACAAAUGUACAAACGCGCAGAGGACAACGAUGACGACAUACUUUCAGGGGGUGAUCGCCUUGAUGACCGUCACGAGGAUGGCUAUUAUGACGACCUCGACCUGGAGAUUGACGAAAGUAUUCUCGAAGGUUUAAUUAUUCUGUCGCUAGCUGCAACACUCCUAGUCUUGGUUUACAUGCGUCAACAACGCAACCGCCAGAGACCAAAUGAUAACCAGAAUGCAAACCAAGGAGCACCGGCCAAUGGUAACGACCGGGGGCUUUUCCCUCGCCCUGGAGAACCUGAGUUUGUGCAAUGGGUUGCUGGAGGAGUUGGUCAUUAG